AUGGACCCGUCAACGAAGAGUUUUUUCGCAGCACGUCGAAAAGAGGACCCCGAAAACGCUGUCUGUUGUGACUGCGGUGCUGCCAACCCACAGUGGGCCAGCGUCCCCUAUGGGAUCUAUUUCUGUCUAGUCUGCUCUGGGAAGCAUCGAUCUCUCGGAGUGCACCUUAGUUUUGUGCGGUCAACCACGAUGGAUACGUGGAACCCCAAGCAGUUGAAGAAGAUGGAAGUUGGUGGCAACGGCAAGUUUAAUAAAUUCUGUCGAGAGAUGGAGAUCGAUAAGAUGUCGAUUUCGGAGAAGUACAAUACCAAGGCAGCGGAGUACUACAGAAACUUCAUUCAAGCCUUGGUUGAUGGCACCGCCCCGCCUGAAAGGCCUUCUAUCGCAGAAGGGAAAAUGCCUGCAUACCCUCCUCCGGCUCCGUCGACUAGUGGUAGUCAUCGGAGUGUCUCUACCCCGCCAGGCUCGGGCUUUGAAUCUUCCAAUGGUCGUAGCAACGGACUCAAAGCACAACGUCAAACCGGCCGGAGUACUAUGACGGGCUUUGGAAACGAUGGAAUGUCUAGCAGAAUGCAUCAAGGAAGCUCUGAUGGGUAUAGCGCGGCACAACGCCAGGGAGGGUCGGACCGGGAGGACUACUGGAAUCAGGAAGCCCACGACGAUGAUGAUCCCUUGGGAAACAUGCUCUCUGGCGCUGCGUCUUGGGUUCGGUCGGCGAGCCAACAAAUACAACAGGAUGGCUGGAAUGCGACGGCUCAGAGUUACGCUAACUGGGCAGCUCAGAAGAGCUCUGAAGCGUACAGUACGGUUACUGAUAAGGCAUUCAAGGAUAAGGUUCGUUCCAAGAUAUCUUCAACAUCGGAUUGGUUCUCGCAGCAACUUGGUGGUACUGGUAGCUCAGCUAGAGGUGAGCAGGCAACUCAGUAUCUCGGCACGUUGUCGUCGGGGACCAUGGAGGGCUUUGGGUCGGACUCUGUGCGGCCAUCAGUACCAUCAAACACUACUCGGGGGUCUUCUGCUAGAGGAGAGGCAGCAGCUGACUAUCUUAACUCCUUGUCGACUGGGAAGAUGCAAGGGUUCGGUUCGGAUUUGAUGGUCACCACUCCUACUCCUACGCAUCCUGCAGAGAGUCACGACCUCCACGGUCGAUCGUUUUCGUCGCCCCCACGUGCUACUCAGCCGCCACAAGUCGAUCUAUCCUCGACUACUACCAGGCCGUCACCGCAGCAGUCCCAUCCGAAACCCAUAGGUCAACAAAAUGCUCCACAAGUUGGAGGUUUGCAGCCCCAGAAGAAGUCUGGUAUGUUGAGCGACCCAGAGGCUUUCUGGAAUGAGGAGAACUGGUGAUUGCUUUCUCCCCUGGCCUGAUCGUCAGUGCCAUCUUUUCCUCCUUGCCCACUGUCACCUCGGGAGUUGUUUUUAUUCACAUUGCACCAUAUAGAGGUUGUCGGAGACAGGAUCAGCAGUGAUGGAGUCGUCAGCCCGUACUAUUCUGUAACCUGCCACAUUG
Perkinsus marinus ATCC 50983 is the source of this 1510-nucleotide messenger RNA. RefSeq names its product ADP-ribosylation factor GTPase-activating protein, putative. The transcript has 10 exons. NCBI's taxonomy places the organism in Eukaryota, Perkinsozoa, Perkinsida, Perkinsidae. The record is from RefSeq and is a predicted model, not a curated record. Gene Ontology annotation, molecular function: GTPase activator activity. Gene Ontology annotation, biological process: COPI coating of Golgi vesicle. The coding region runs from base 1 to 1347 and encodes 448 amino acids.